Rhipicephalus microplus (southern cattle tick) is the source of this 946-nucleotide messenger RNA. Its product is annotated as phospholipase A2. Lineage: Eukaryota; Metazoa; Arthropoda; Arachnida; Ixodida; Ixodidae. The record is from RefSeq and is a predicted model, not a curated record. Gene Ontology annotation, biological process: arachidonate secretion; phospholipid metabolic process. Gene Ontology annotation, molecular function: A2-type glycerophospholipase activity.
GUCUGGUACCGUAUUCUCUUCGACAAAACAACGUGGCAUACACCAAACGGCGCACAGGCAAUGAUGCCUUCCUUGGGACUCGGUUGCGGUCUGGCCGUCGUCAUUUAUUUGUUCGGUGUUGUGAUCGCUUUGCGUAAUCUUGAAGAUAGGUCGAACACGCCGGCAACGGCUUCACAAGGGGCGGAGUUUACAUAUCCAAGCCAUCGCGUUGUUACAGAUAUGUAUUUCGGUGGUCACCGGCUUGCAGAAGUCUUUUUGGACGAAUACGGGUAUAUCCAGUCCUGCAACAUGUUUGGUGAUAGGGCGCUUAUCGGUGAAUUACUUUCAUCUGUACCUGCUUCUGUUGUGGAUCAAGUAGACGAAUAUCAGAUGACCAACGUUGUGCUGCAAUGCACACAGAAGUCUCAGAACGCUAAAGAUUCCUAUUUCCCAAAGCUUCGGGACAAAGGACUUCAAGGAGCCCUCAUGUUUCCAGGAACGAAAUGGUGCGGCGCUGGAAACAUAGCGACCGAGUAUAACGACCUCGGAGUGUCCUGGGAGGCGGACAUGUGUUGCCGGGAGCACGACUCGGCCAGGGAGAGCAUACCGGCAUUUGGAGCGAAGCGCGGAAUAAGGAAGACAAACUGUGAAGCUGAUGAAAAAUUCUUCAACUGUCUACUGAACGCCCAAACGUUUACAGCCUUUUCACUAGGCAUAGGAUACUUCGACAUUUUAAGGACAAAAUGCUACAAGUACGACAACCCAACAAAGUGCGCUGAUAAACACAGGUGGUUCAAGCCGCACAUAAAAGGGUCCUUGUCGUAAAUUUGUGGUAGACAAGUGGAGAGCCAAGCAAUGGCGUGUCUACGACCCACCCAACUUUUUCAAAGCUUAUUUCCUCGACUAAAAUAGGCGUCAAAGAGGUGAAUGAUAUAUGGACUUCAGAAGUGAAAAAAUAAAAGGAACA